This is a messenger RNA of Plasmodium knowlesi strain H, 2592 nucleotides long. Its product is annotated as conserved Plasmodium protein, unknown function. The transcript has a single exon. The coding region runs from base 1 to 2592 and encodes 863 amino acids. The record is from RefSeq and is a predicted model, not a curated record. NCBI's taxonomy places the organism in Eukaryota, Apicomplexa, Aconoidasida, Haemosporida, Plasmodiidae.
AUGAUCGGAAAAUUCAUCUCCGAAACUUACAACAAAGUAAAGAGCAAAGCAGAUGAAGUCAGGUUACAUGUAAGCGUUCAGGCAAUAAAGGCGAAGGAAGUUUUCGGACUCGUCAAACCAACAACUGUAGAACAACUGGAGGUUUUGCUGAACUAUGAGUUGCAGAAAAUAGACACAGCUGAAGCAUUAAUAGAAACAUAUAAAAAAUGGAUAUACCAUUUAUCUCAAUCGGAAAAAAGUGAAGCUAUAAGGUAUUACAAAACUGUUAAUCGGAGCAACGAAAAGAGGGAAUCGGCAAGCUCGACCAUCCCCCCUUUGACCAACACUAAUGAAGAACAUAAAGAUAAUACCUUCCAAGUGAAAGGAAAAAGCGAACAUACCCUAUCAAAUAGCAACAUCACUAGUGCGUGUAACAGUGACCUUAUCGAUGCGCAUGAUUCGUACUGCAAUAGCGAGGAUGAGCCUGCAAGGAGGGAUAUAAAUCCAGAUUUACCAGAUGAAAAUAGUGCAGGAAUAGAAACUCCAUAUAAAUUAAAUGACAUCAUUGAUGCGGAGCCGAAGAGCCACGUAAAGUUAAGCAGCCAAGAGAGUCUUCCAAAUGUUCGAAGCAACACAGUACACGAAAGGAGCAACACGGAGAAGAGUAGAACCAACCCCACAGGCAAAUACGAUCCUGAUCAUAAGACGAACAAAGAACAGCUAGAUAGCUACAUCUAUGAUGAUCACUACGGAUACAAUUUUAAAGAAUUUUUUUUAAAGAGCAACAUACUAGAAAAAUCUAUAAGCCUUAUUUUGGAAAAAAGAGAAAUCAGAUUAUCGCUAGUUGGACCCAUAGAAAAGGACGACUUGGAAAACCCAAGAACCACCAUUCUAACCAUGUUUAGUCACUGCCUAAUUGGAAAUCAAAAGCUCCACAAAGAUAUCCUCUUCAUUAUACUAACAACGGAUAAGCUAUUUGACAAUCACAAAGAAUUAUUUUUAGAACUACUAUCUGUUCUCAAGUAUGAUUACUUAGAUGUGUACUUGAUGAAUAUCAGGAAAAUUAUAUCAGCCGAGGUUCUUUCGUUGAAGAAUAAAAUACAGAUGUACGAUUCGCAAUUCAUCAACUUUAGUAAACUAUCCUCCUCCGACAUCCUCAGCCCCAGCACUAGCAUCUCCUCCAUCGAUUUAGACAAGGAAGAGGACUCAUCCCAACACUACACAUCGCGUAACACAGAGAAGCAAAACGUCGAAGUUCCACCUCCCGCAUGCAGUUUCGAAAGUUUAGAUAGCCAACUCAUUAACGUACAAACAGAAGAUCGUGUUGCACAGUUGUCUAGCGAGCCAAACUCACUUGGAAUAAGGAAAAAAACAAAAUCAGCUAACCAUACGAAUGAGGAAAAUACACUUGAAACGGAAAGAGCGUGGGAAAAUGAAACCCCCCGAACGGAUCUAUACAAAGAAGAUUGCAAGACGGAAUCUCCUACGGAAGAGAAAGAAAUCAUAGAAUCGAACAGAAUGCAACAGAUAAAAAUAUUGGCCUCAGGAAAAUUAAUAGAAUUACACAAAAUGUUACAAAGGAUCCUUCAAGUAGCCACUCAAAAUAGAAAGAAGAGGAAAGUGGAAAUAAAAAUAAAGUUAGAAGAGUUGAAGAAAAUCAUGGAAGUUUGCAAAAAGGAUUGUGAAAUAACGCUACACGAUACGGAAGAUUCAAAAGUACAUAUAGAAAAUGUCUAUGUAAAGGAACUGGACCAUAGAACCAACAGUAUCAACCAAACACAAGAACAAGUAGAUCAAAUGAAGCGUGACAUAGAGGAACUAUUAAAAAAGAAAAAAAACAUAUUCAAUGAGUAUCAAAUUAUAUGCAACGAAAUAAACACAAAAAACAAACAACUAUCUGCAGUAAUGUCCAGUUUAACAAAUUACAAAAAGGAACUAAAUCAAACCGAAAUGGAAUAUUUAAAUAAACUCUCAAACACAAAUAAAGCGAAACAUAUGCACCAGGAGAGGAAAUUAUAUAUAUCAAAUUUGGACAACAUAUCAGAUGAAAUUUUAAAAGAGUAUGAAAAUUCGACUUACAUAAGUACAGAGGAGCUGGUGUCCAAGACGAUGAAAAUGAAAAAGCCACUAAGCAAAGUUAUUACUAAUCAUUUAAUUUAUCUGAAAGAUAAACUUUCCUUACUAAAUACAUUGUUGAAAUUUUAUGUGCAACGGGUGAAUUCCCUGCUGGAGGAACAGCACAAUGAGGGAGAAGGAGCGUUGGGCACGCGUAACGAUGAGUGCGAUAUACAGGAUACGCUCAGCCACUCCGCGGCAGACACCGGAAGCAACCCAAUUGGAGAGAACCCUAACUUAUUUACCUCUUCAAACCAUCAACAGCAGGACAGAAAACUAAAAUUGAUCAAGUACAAAAAGUGCUACUUCAAAAUUAUCGAGCAAAUAAGCAAAGUCUGGGUUGCAAUACAAGAAUUUUACGACCUCAACAAAGAGAACAUAGAAGAUGCUGAAACGGACUGCCCGCCUGAUCUUGUAUAUCAGCAGAUUAACGACCUGUACAAUUACAGCAAGCAAUUUAUCAUGCAAAAUGGCCCCAUCAUUUCCUCAAUUUUAUGA